AUGUGUUUAAGUUUGCUGUAUGGAAAAGCCACGGGUCAAACAGCAUGCCAUUAUGGAAUAUCCGUGCUUGCGAGAGCAGUCAACUACGUCAACAGAUGGCUACGGGUUGCUACUUCAGAUGACCUCUCCAAGGCUUUGGAGGAGUCCAAAAAGAAGUACGCGGCUGCUGGUCUAAGGGCCCUACGACGGUUGAAUGUUUUAAACAGUCCCAGCCUGUCACUACUCCAGACCUUGAUCUCAGGGGCGCAGCUACUUCAGCUUCUUGGUGACGCCUCUCAGGCCUGGACUCUCACAUCAUAUGCAUCCAGAGUGAUGGUCGCUUUGGGUUACCACAACUUAAGUCCCCAGGCAUUGAAGGAACACGAUGACUCCGCAGAAAUCCGACAUUGCACAUACUACUGCUACUACCUAGACAAGGCCUUGAGUAUGCUUCUGGUUCGGCCCUCAUCCUUACCUGACCUGAAUCUUGACCCAGUCUCCUUGAUUGAGCUAAAAUAUACCGAGCCUCUUAAAAUGAAAAUGGGAAUACUCGUGAAACUGUCUCAUGUACAGGAUGGGGUGCUCUCACUUCUGAUCAAGGGCGACAAGCUGACAGAAGUCGAAGCCUCGGCAUCUAUUCCUGUUUUGAAAUCGGAAUUGCAGGACAUAUGGAAAGAGUCUUGUGAGGCACGCUUUCAAACGAACGAUACACCUGAAUGGCGCCUAGAAUGGGAUGCACUUGAUUUUACUUAUCAUGCUAUUGCUACAACCGUGCUUCGACUGAAUUCCACCUCUCUUCAUGACCAUCAAAUCAGAGAACAGUGUUUACUACAUGCACGCAAGGCAUUGAGCGCCAUGAGUGCAUUGCUCAAUCAUAUUCUAGAUGGGCAACGUUUAUUCAUGGACUUCCUCUUUUGGACCAUCCUUCUCUAUCCAUUGACGCCCUUCUUUAUCAUAUUCUGUAAUGUCCUAGCAACAUCCAACGAGCAAGACUAUCAUACUCUGAAUCAAAUCAUGACUGCCUUGUCGCGAAUCAAGGACAAAAACUCCUUCAUAUUAGCUCUCUACGGCCUACUGUCUCAAUUCAUGGAUUUAUGUGGCCAGCUCGAGGCUCUUGUGGAGAGCAAUACCACGGAGACACAUGUGACGAAAUCUGUUUCACUUAGCCCAGAGAGACUUCGAUCAUCACAGCCGCAGUACGAGGAUUCAAUAUCAUAUGGGCCCCAGUCAAGAAACUUCUGGGAUAUGCAUGAUGUAAACGAUGGCACAGACGGAGGGCUAUCCAUGGCGGAUGAAGAGUAUCCGGGUGAAAUGGGACAAUUGCGACCUUCGAUGUGGGAUGACAAUUUGAUGUGGGAGCUAUUCAACACUCAACCCUCAAUUGAGUGGUUCGACAUGGCACAGAUUUCGAUAUAG
This is a messenger RNA of Aspergillus melleus, 1395 nucleotides long. Its product is annotated as fungal specific transcription factor domain-containing protein. Lineage: Eukaryota; Fungi; Ascomycota; Eurotiomycetes; Eurotiales; Aspergillaceae. Gene Ontology annotation, biological process: DNA-templated transcription. Gene Ontology annotation, molecular function: zinc ion binding; DNA binding. The transcript has 4 exons. The record is from RefSeq and is a predicted model, not a curated record. The coding region runs from base 1 to 1395 and encodes 464 amino acids.